Molecule: messenger RNA, 4818 nt
Organism: Hypomesus transpacificus
Lineage: Eukaryota; Metazoa; Chordata; Actinopteri; Osmeriformes; Osmeridae
Product: band 4.1-like protein 3
Exons: 26
Coding region: 141-3839 (1232 amino acids)
Biological process (GO): cortical actin cytoskeleton organization
Cellular component (GO): plasma membrane; cytoskeleton
Molecular function (GO): structural molecule activity; actin binding
Source: RefSeq, a predicted model, not a curated record
CUAACAGUAGAGUGUGAUAGGCUGGUCAAAAAGAGAACUGCAACCGAGCUCCACUUCUGACAGGAAAUACUACACUACAUAUUUAGGCUACCACACGCAUACCGAUCUGAAGGAGAGGGCAUUUCACCGUGUGAUCUGCCAUGACGACUGAAUCAGGUGCAGACUCCGACCCAAAGCAGUCGGAGAAGGAGAAAGGGAAGGAGAAAGGGAAGGAGAAAGGGCAGAGUGGACAGCCGUGUCAGGUGCCCCCAGCAGCCACAUCCUCGCCCCAGUCCUCGCCACUUCCAGCUGCUGCCGGACACAGCACGCCUGUCAAGAAGGAGCAGGGGCAGAUUGAGGAGGAGCAGGCAUCCCACCAGUCGUCUACCAGUCGCCUGUCCAGGUCUCCUCUGAGGGGAGGGAAGAAGGUGAAGAUCAUGCAGUGUAAGAUCACCCUGCUGGACGGCUCCGACUACACCCUCACGGUGGAGAAGCGAGCCAAGGGCCAGCUACUGUUUGACAAGAUGUGCGACCAUCUAAACCUGCUGGAGAAGGACUACUUUGGCAUCACAUACAGGGAUGUGGAGAACCAGAAGAAUUGGUUGGAUUCUGCCAAAGAGUUGAAGAAGCAGAUCAGGGCUGGCCCUUGGAACUUUGCCUUCAACGUGAAGUUCUACCCUCCAGACCCCGCCCAGUUGUCCGAGGACAUUACUAGGUACUACCUGUGCCUGCAGCUGAGGGAUGACGUGGUGUCGGGGCGUCUGCCCUGCUCCUUUGCCACCCACACGGUGCUGGGCGCCUACACCGCCCAGUCUGAGCUGGGGGACUCGGACCCUGAGGAGCUGGGCAGCGACUACAUCAGGGAGCUGCGCUUCGCCCCCAACCAGACCAAGGAGCUGGAGGAGAGCGUCAUGGACCUGCACAAGAACCACAAGGGGAUGACACCAGCUGAAGCGGAAAUGCGCUUCCUGGAGAACGCCAAGAAGCUGUCUAUGUACGGAGUGGACCUCCACCACGCCAAGUUGGUAGGAAACCUGUUAGAGUGCUUGGCUCCAGCCAGAGGGGAGGACUCUGAGGGUGUGGAGAUCAUGCUGGGGGUGUGUGCUAGCGGGCUGCUCAUCUACAGAGACAGGCUGCGCAUCAACAGGUUCGCCUGGCCCAAGGUCCUCAAGAUCUCCUACAAGAGGAACAACUUCUACAUCAAGAUCCGGCCAGGAGAGUUUGAGCAGUUUGAGAGCACGAUUGGUUUCAAGCUGCCUAAUCACCGCGCCGCCAAGAGGCUGUGGAAGGUGUGUGUGGAGCACCACACGUUCUUCAGGUUGGUGUCACCUGAGGCUCCCUCAAAGAAGUUCCUGGGCCUGGGGUCUAAGUUCCGCUACAGCGGGAGAACGCAGGCCCAGACCCGCCGGGCCAGCUCUCAGAUCAUCCGACCUGCGCCUCUGUUUGAGCGCUCCUCCAGCAAGCGCAACACCAUGUCCCGGAGCCUGGAUGGAGCCCCCAUCACAGAGAACCACGACACCCUCAUGAAGGACGCCUCUGUCGACGGGCUGGGCAAGGCCGGCGCCAAGGGAGACCUCAUCACCACGGUGACGCCAGAGAAGAAGGCGGAGGAGGAGCUGGCAGAGCAGGAGGAGGCCCAGGCCAACGGCACCGAGCCCCCGGAGCCCUCCCCCUCCACCCCCAUCCGACAGGACAAUAAGCGCUCCCCCUGUCUGUACUCCACCGACCCCCUCCGCUCCGAGCUCUCCCUCCCCUCCUCCCCCGUGUCGUCCACCAAAGUGCGGCGGCGGCGCAGGGAGAACUCGCGCAAGCGGGCGGCGUCGGUCAGCCCGGCCAAGAGCGGCGCGGGGUGCCGGAGGCGGCAGGCCCGCGCUGACCGCCGGGCGGCCCUGCUGGAGGAGCGAGCCCUGCUGCUGUCGGCCCGCAAGCAGAGGCUGGAGGGGGGCAAGGGCCGCGGCGGGGGCACCCUCUUCUCCUUCUCCCUGCACCUGCCCGACCUCGCCUCUUUCCUGGACGACGACGGCUACAUCACCUUCCCCGACCUGUCGGAGCUGCGCUUCCUGCCCGAGAGCGUGCAGCACUUCCUGCCCAUCAAGUCCCCCUCGCUCAUCCCCUGCUUCCUCUUCAUCUUCUUCUUCCUGCUCUCCACCUCCUUCUCCGUCCCCUACGCCCUCACCCUGUCCUUCCCCCUGGCUCUGUGUCUCUGCUACCUGGAGCCCAAGGCGGCCUCCCUGACGGCAUCCAUAGCCCAGGGCCUCCAUGACCAUGACAGUUCAGAGGAAGAGGAGGAGACGGACAGUGAGCAAACUGACUUUAACGUGGACGGGGAGACCACCGCCACAGAGUCGGAGCCAGAGGAGGACUCUGAGAUGAGGACUCAGUAUAGUUUCAUAAGGCGAGUAAAGGGGGAGAACGUUUUUAUCAAGCAUAGUAACCUGAUGUUAGAGGACACGGAGCCUCCGGAGGAGCUGGUGAAACACCAGAGCAACAUGAGCGAGCUGAAGCGCUCCUUCCUGGAGACAGGCAGCAGCGCCCCCGGGAUGACCGAGUGGGAGAAGAGGCUGUCCUCGUCCCCGGCCCACUGCCCCAAGACGGAUGAUGCCCCCAUGAUCGAACCCCUCCUCAGCCAGGAUGAUGACGAGCAGGUACCCGAGGGGGAGCAGGAGAAGCAGGUGGUAGCAGCCGGGGCCUCUGAGACUGCAGACAAAGGUGUGGCAGAAGGCCGUGUAGAGGCUGCCGCGCUGGGGGGGGAUCUGUCGGCCACAUUGGAGGACGUCCGAGGCAGCUUGUCCUCGGAGCACGAGGAGAGGAGCCCAGAGCUCCAGGAAGAGGUGAAGAUCAGCCCGGGGUCUGUCAGACAGGAGGUCACCCAGGCCAUCAGCACCAAGAGAGGAACCCUCAUCAUCCUGAAGGAGCUGGGAUCCGAAGACCAGGGGGACAGUGACGGCACCUACAUGGAGAUAGACAGGGGGGACAGUGACGGCACCUACAUGGAGAUUGAUGGCGUGAACGGAUAUCGUCCUGCUCCCGACGAGGCUCGAGAAAACCAGAUGGAUUCUCUUCCCCGCGAAGAGAAAGAGGCCCAGAGUACCCUGGAAGAAGAUGAAGCUAGCGAGAGAGAAUCUCUGCCCACCUGUAUGGAGGUCAAAGACAAGACGGAGGCUCCCCUCAGCACCAAGCAGGUCGACACCGACGGCAUGGAAAGCAUUACAUCUCCUAAGAAGGCCAUGGCUCCGUGGUUGUCUGAGAUCAUAGAAACGGAAGAGGUAACCAUGGUCACCAAGCGCUCCUAUGAGGAAGUGAAAGAGCUGAGCACCACCGAAGAGGAGCUGGGGAAAGGCCAGAUUGAGCAAUCCCAGCUGAGCCUCCCCGCGCCUUGCUCUGUAACUGAAUCGUCAGCAGCCUCUUUAGCAGUGACGGAGGAGGGCGUAGCCGAGGCGACCAAGGCAGAACCAGCGGAGUCGUCAGGGCCUACGGAGUCGGAGGCUGUCCUGCAGGAGGAGCUGCCCUCCAAGGAGGCGCCUGUGGUCCACACCGAGACCAAAACCAUCACGUACGAAUCAUCCCAGGCCGACACCAACGGCGACGCCGACCCGGGGGUUUUGAUGAGCGCCCAAACCAUCACCUCUGAAACGACCAGCACCACGACGACCACGCACAUCACUAAGACGGUGAAAGGGGGCGUGUCGGAGACGCGGAUCGAGAAACGGAUCGUCAUCACGGGAGACACAGACAUCGACCAUGAUCAGGCUCUGGCUCAGGCCAUAAAAGAAGCCAAAGAGCAGCACCCUGACAUGUCAGUGACCAAAGUAGUGGUACAUAAAGAGACAGAAAUCACGCCUGAGGAGGGGGAGGACUGACCCAGGAAUAAACCUGAGGACUGUUUUCUAUCACCUGCCAAGACUCAACCUCCCAACAUGCAACGCCCACAUCAUGCACUACAUUACUGUGCUGGGACAUGGAAACUUAGAUGCCUCUUCCUUCCAUCUCUGCUCUCAAUCAGUCCCCUCCGUCACUGGCAAAUGCAUAAUGCAUGAGACACACAAUAGUGCAUUAUUCAAGAAUGACAAGAUAAAACAUAUACAACUGUCCAAAUACACCGGUUCUUGAUCCAUCUGCACGCUGACUGUGCAACAGGCAAAAGUAUUAUUUCACUGCCUCUUAGAAUUUGAUAAAUAGGCUAUUGCGCAUUAUGAUCAUUAUUGUAGCAUAAUUUUAUUUAUGAAAUAAAGCCAUCACUCAAAGUGCAGAAGGCUGUACAUGUUAAAGCGCACAGCUAUAUAACCUUGCCCUGUAAGUGCCAACUUCAUACCAAUAAGCAUCUCCUCACUGCCUCAGUGACUUUCAGUAAUAUGGGCCGAAACCAAAUCAAGCUUUACAAAUUCAUCAUGAUCAUGAAUUGUACAAAGCCUACCAAGCUGUACUUUCCUAGACAAAGGCUCAUUAUAUCUUCAACAAAAAGUUGAAUGCCUUUAAUUUUUUUUCCUCCUUACCAAAUGAUUUCACCCUACUACAGAAUUUGAGGCUGGGAAAUACUAUGUCUGUUUACUCUGAAAUACAGAAAAACGUUUUCAUUUUAGGAAGGUUCUGUUUGUUAAGUUACAAGCAAGCCUUUGAUUGAUGUUGGUUCUGGUUGUGUUCAUGUCUGGAACACACUACCUGUACUCUGUAUGCAGGCCAAAGACUCAGACUGGAUAACUGUGUACUGGUGGAUGCAAAAGCCAACAGUUCUUCAGACAUCUGACCAUCUCUCAUCUGUGUUCCAGUAUCAAAUGAGUUCCAUUCAUGUACAGUGGUUUCCUCAACAGUUAAAUAAAAGUGGCAUAGCCUAUGCAUUUA